Ostrinia nubilalis (European corn borer) is the source of this 1710-nucleotide messenger RNA. RefSeq names its product CDK5 regulatory subunit-associated protein 3. NCBI's taxonomy places the organism in Eukaryota, Metazoa, Arthropoda, Insecta, Lepidoptera, Crambidae. The coding region runs from base 114 to 1637 and encodes 507 amino acids. The transcript is spliced from 9 exons. The record is from RefSeq and is a predicted model, not a curated record. Gene Ontology annotation, cellular component: endomembrane system. Gene Ontology annotation, biological process: regulation of cyclin-dependent protein serine/threonine kinase activity; regulation of mitotic cell cycle.
UUGCCAAAUCGUCAACAUCACAGAAAUUGUGUUGUGAAGUAAAAAAUCAAGAUUUUUAUAAGUUUAAGACAAAGAAACCGCAUAUUAAACUUUAAGUAAUAAAAGAUAAAAACAUGGACGAGAGCAACAUUCCCAUCGAUAUUAACAUAGGAAAGCUUCAAGACUGGCUUGUGAGCAGACGGCAUGUAAAUAAAGAAUGGCAGAAGAAUAUUUUAGCUGUGAGAGAGAAGAUAAACAAUGCUAUACAGGAUAUGCCAGCCCAUGACGACAUAGCCACACUUCUCUCUGGCAGUUACAUUAAUUAUUUCCACUGUAUAAAAAUCAUAGAAAUUUUAAAGGAGACCGAAGCAGACACUAAGAACCUCUUUGGGAGGUAUGGGUCUCAGAGAAUGAAGGACUGGCAGGAUGUAGUAAGGACUUAUGAGAAAGAAAACUUGUACUUAGCUGAGGCAGCUCAGAUGUUGGUCAGGAAUAUCAACUAUGAAAUCCCAAGCUUGAAAAAACAAAUAGUGAAAGAGGAGCAAAUGCAACAGGAAUAUGAUAAGAAGCAGUCCGACUAUCAAAAAAAUGAAGUGUCAAGUAAGUUGGAGUUCCUCAACCAGUGCAAGCAAUUGGGCAUCCAAGGGGACAAGAUAAAAAGGGAACUGGUGGACAGACUGCAGGAACUACCAGAGAUUUAUGAGAAGAUUGGCAAAUCCCUGAAACCUCUCUUGCCAGGGAUACAGCUGUAUUCAGCAUUCACUAAGUACAUACUUGGGGACAAAGCUUCGGAAGUGUUACCAUUGUUGCAGUACGUAGUUGAGAACGGUAACACUACUGUGUAUGAGUGGAGUUACGGUGAACCACCUUUGAGUGUAGAACCGGAUCCAAUUCAUAUUGAAUUUGACGAUGAAGAUCAAGCUGCUGGUGAUCAGAUUGACUUCGGUGACGACAACGCCAUAGACUUUGGUGCCAUAGAUACGUCAGCGCAAAUUGACUUCGGGGAAGGCGAUGCAGCAGCCGAAAUUGACUGGGGCAACAUUGACAAUGUUGCUGUUGUUGAUUCUGAUGUAUCAGUGAACAUAUCGGACAUAUCUCUGGACGAGUCUGGAAUAGUAGUGGAGGGGCAGGGCGUGGGCGGAGGCGCGGCGCGGGGGCGGGACGCUCUGACUCUACUGGACAACCCGUCGACUAGGAACCAGUUCAUCGACCAGCUGGUUGAGCUGGAGUCAUUCCUCAAGAUGCGUCUCUACGAGACCAACACCUCAGAGAGCCAAGGCUUAUCGCUGAUGCAGCAGUUACCAUCGGAGAGCUCAGCAGCGCUGGCAGCCAUGUUGGACGCCGUGCAAGUGGCCGCCGCGCGCCUUACAGCGCCAGAAAUGAACCAUCUACACAACGUGAAGCACUCGCCCAGAUACGUGGACGUGCUAACAGCCCAGCUGAAGCAGAAGCUGUCUCUCUGCGACAAGCUGUCCAAGCUGUCAGCACGAGCCGGCGAGCAGGGCGCCGCCGCCGCCGCCCGCGCCGCCGCCUUGCGCCCGCUGCUAACCCGCAUUAUAGAGCGGACCAAGGAGCUGCAGGCUAAUAUCGAACGCGACAUUUCGAAGAAGUACAAAGGGAGACCUGUGAACAUCAUUGGUGGUGUGAAGUUCUUAUAAGGUGAAAUGUAGGUUCACAAAGUUAUAUAUUUUGUAAUGUUAUGUAUAUCAUAAUUAUAUUUUAUGUUUUAUA